UCUUGCAAAAUUAAGAGGUUCUUACUAAUUUCUUCAUGAUGUUAAUUUAUGAAUAUAAUGAAUCGUAUAUAGAAGAACAAGAAAGGGGAAGAGAUCGAUGUCCCCUGCCAUAGCCUUCUUUUCUUACAACAUGCUUGUUUUUCUCUGAGAUUCCAAUUUUUGACUUACUUUCUUUUCUGUUUUGCUUCUUUGAUUGGUAAAUGAGCAGGAUUUCGUCCAAAAAAAAGGAAAAAGUUACAAAAACAGAAAAAUUACUUUUGAAAAAAUGGAAAUUAUUUUUUUAAUUGUUGGAAAAAUAGGAGAAUAUUCGGUUGGUCCAAUUGGAGAACAGUUUCGCUAUAUUAUUUCCUACAAGAACAAUAUUUCAACUCUUGAAGAGAAAAUUCUGAAGCUACUUGAGAAGGAGGAGGCAGUCCAACAAUCUGUUGAUGGAGCCCAAUGGAAUCAACAAGUAGUCGCAAGUGAAGUUAAGACCUGGCAGGCAAAUGUGGGGAAAAGAAUUGAAGAAGCCCAGAAAUUCCUUGAAGAAGAUGUCAAAGCUAAUAGGAAGUGCUUGAAUGGUUGGUGUCCUGAUUUGAAGCUACGCUAUUCCUUGGGUAAGAAAGCUCAAAAGAAUACUCAAGCUAUCAUUCAGUUGCUAGAAGAAGGUGGAAAAUAUGAUAGGGUGUACAACACUCUACCUCCAUUGGUAGUGAGAUCAUCACCCACAGGAUGGUUUAAGGAUUUUGAAUCACGAAAAUCAACGAUUCAAAAUGUUUUGGAUGCUCUAAAGAAUGACAAGAUAGACAUGGUUGCAUUAUGCGGUAUGGGAGGGAUCGGCAAGACAGAAAUGGCCAAAGAGAUUGAGAGAAGAGUGAAAUCUGAUAAUUUAUUCCGUAAAGUUGUCAGUGCGGUGGUGUCUCAAAAGCCAAGCUUGACAAAGAUUCAAGGUGAACUUGCAGAAAUGCUAGGUCCCAAACUUGAAGCAGAGAGUUUACAUGUAAGAGCAAACGAAUUAUAUUCAAGAUUGACUAAGAAUAAGAAUGUCCUAGUAAUAUUGGAUGAUGUUUGGGAACACCUUGAUCUUGGGCAUAUUGGAGUUAUCGAUGCAGUUAAACAAAAGAGCUGCAAAAUCUUGUUGACGUCAAGAAACGAAGAAGCUUGCAAUGCGAUGAGAAUUGAGAAGAUUUUUCCAGUUGGACUUUUAUCUAAAGAAGAAGCGUGGAAUCUUUUUGUAGAGAUUGCUGGUGAUUGUAUUAAUACCUCUGAUCUAAUCUCAAUUAUUGCAAAACAGGUCGCGGAGGAAUGUGCACGUUUACCCCUUGCAAUUGCGAUAGUUGGAGGUGCUCUUAGAAACAAAAGAGAUAAAAAGGAGUGGAAAGCCGCGCUUCAGCAACUUAAAAUGUCUAACCCAGAUAAUAUUUAUGGUCUGCAUCCAAAGGUAUAUUCCAGCAUAGAGUUCAGUUAUAAUUACUUACAAAGUGGCGAAGCCAAAUCAUGUUUUUUGCUAUGUUGUUUGUAUCCGGAAGAUUACGAUGUUCCAAUUGAAGAUUUAGUCAGGUAUGGAGUUACAAAAAGGUUUCUUAAAGGCUUGGGUACUGUGGAACAAACAAGAGAACUUGUCCACACAAUAGUUAAGAAUCUUAUAAGAUCAAAUCUCUUGUUGGAUAGCAACUGGAAGGAACGCGUCAAAAUGCAUGAUGUUGUACGAGAUGUUUCCAUAUCAAUUGCAUCCAGAGACGAAAAUGGUUUUAUGGUAGUGUUGGACCCAGGACUUGAAGAAUGGCCACAGAAGGAUAGAUAUGACAGUUACACCACAAUUUCUCUUUUACUUGGAGAAAUGAAAGGGCAUCCUACUGAGUUGAAGUAUCCCAAACUUGAGCUUUUGCAACUAUCAUGUUUGAACCAUUCAGAAACAUUCUCAAGCAAUUUAUUUAAUGGGAUGAAGGAGCUGAAGAUGUUGUAUUUGCAAAAAGGUUGCUUCUCCUUGACAAUGUCGCCACCUUCAAUCCAGAUCCUCCAGAACCUUCAAAUGUUGAAUUUGGAGAAUUGUCGCUUAGGAGAUGUGUCGGCAAUUGGAACCCUUAGAAACUUAGAAAUUCUUAACUUUUGUGAUUCCGAGAUCAUGGAGUUGCCAUCGGAAAUAGGAAAUCUUAGUCGAUUAAAGUUACUGGAUAUGAAGCGAUGUAGACCUCUAAAGCGAAUUGCAGCUGGUGUAUUAUCCGGUUUAUGUCGACUAGAAGAAUUGUAUGCGGGAGAUUUCAAGAAUUGGGGAUGUACGACUAUGAUGGAAGGAAAUGGAGCAGUAACAAAUAAUAAUGCAAGCCUUGCUGAACUAAUUCCUUAUUCCAGUCAACUGGUGGUUUUAGAAAUCAGUACACCAAGUAUCUUGUGCUUGCCAAAAGAAUUGGACUUCAGUAACUCCAAUUUCCGAUUUAUGAUAAAUAUUGGUAGAGAUUAUAGGGCAGGUGAGAGAUAUUUAUUUGAAAAUACUUUGAAACUUGAAGUGGAGGAUGCAAGUGAUCUUGGGGAACACCGAACAAUUCGUUCAAUGCUGAAGAAAGCUAUCGUUUUGAGUUUGGAUAUUGGAAAAAAUUCCAAACAUAUUUGGUUUGAGAAAGAGGAAAAAGGAAUUUUACCAUGCAGCUUGAAGGGUCUUACCAUUAACAGAUGUGAAGAUUUAGAAUAUCUACUCGAAGCCACAUCGGAUAGUACUCCACCUAAUACCUUCUAUCUCCUGGAGUCACUAUCAUUAAAUUACUUACCAUGGCUCAUUGGCAUAUGUAAAUUCAAGGAUUCAGUUGAGGUUGAAAGAGAAGGUAGCACUGCAUCAACACCUGUUGCUCAUAAACUAUUUUCAUCCAACUCCAUUUUGUGGGUACCCAAUUUGAAAUUACUUGAUGUAGAAGGUUGUGGAUCACUAGAAGUGAUAUUUGAUUUGGAAGGACUGAAGGUCAAAGAGAACCGCAAGCCCAUCCUAGCAGUACUUUUUGAUCUACGUUUAUGGAACUUAUCUGGGAUGUCACAUGUGUGGAAGAAUAUUCCACCAGGAUUUCAAGGCUUUCAAAACUUGACAUUAAUUAAUAUCAAGAAUUGUCAUAGUCUGAGAAAUUUACUCCCUGGUUCUAUAGCAAAACUAUUGGUACAACUCCAAGUCGUUACAAUAUCAAAAUGCAACUUGAUGGAAAAUAUUAUUCAAAGGGAGUACGAAGCUGGAGAAGAAAGGAGGGCAGAUAUUUUGAGUAGCGAAACCCAUUCUCUUGAGUGGCCAUCCAUAAAGAGCAUCAAGUUGUUGAUAUGUCCAAAGUUAAAAACAUUUGGUUUAGAAGUUCAAAGCGGAAGAAAGCAAAGAAAGAUGGAUGCAGAAUUGGAUCCAAGAGCCCAAGAGCCUAGUGCUGCCUCCUCCUCGACAAGACAAUCUUCAGGACUUUUCAACCGAUGCCUAGAGUCUUGUGUACCACGUCCCAGGAAUUAUAGUCCAGCCCUGCAUGCCCAAGGAAAAAGUAGCUCCUCUUUAGGAGAGAAUAAACACGACUUAAUUAAGAAAGAGAUUACAUUGACAAAGCAAGAGGAGCAAAAUGUGAGUAAGACUGAAAAUCAAGCAAAGAUGUUGUCUCUGUUUCCAUACAACUUGAUUGAAAGUUUGAAAAAUCUACAAAAGCUUUCUGCAAAUCAAUGUGAUUCAUUGGAAGUGAUAUUUGAACUUGAGGGACUAAAUGCUGAAGAAAGCAAUAUCUUUAAUAAUUUGAGAGUGUUAUCUUUACAUUUUUUACCGAAGUUGUUGCAUAUAUGGAAGAAAGGGCCACGAGAUAUUAAGGGAUUUAAUUACUUGAGAUUGCUACAAGUAUGGAAAUGUGGUAGUUUGAAAUGUUUGUUCACACCAUCCAUAGCAAAACUUCUUGUGAAAGUAGAGGAAAUAGAUGUAUAUGGCUGCAAUGAAAUGGAAGAAAUCCUUGCAAAAGAAUUGGGAGAUGAAGAGAAUAGAGAUGUGAUUGCAUUCUCCCUAGUAAAUACCCUCAAGCUCGGGAAUUUACCAAAGUUGGAGUGUUUUUACACCGAAGAUAAUCAUGCUUUUGAGUGGCCAUCUCUGAAUAAAAUGCAAAUAUAUGGAUGCCCCAAAUUAAAAAUGUUUGUUUCAACAAGUACAAAAACACCUAAGCUAAAGGGAGUGCAUAUGAGGAUCGAAGCAACUUUUCAACCAAUGGUAGAAGGAGACCUCAAUACCACCAUACAACACAUUAUCAAAAGAAAGGGGUUGAAUCACUUUUAUCCUCCACCUAAGUUUUCUCAACUACGGAGCAGGCUGCAAGAAGAUAUUUUUGGUUUUUAGAGGUCGCGGAAGUUCCGAGUCUCCAUAUACAUGAGCACGUACUCCUCAAAACACCCUUUGUGGCUGGUCGACAUUACUGAGACUCUUUGAAAACUGUGUUUUGUGCUACUAUUAUGUGUUGCUGGAAUUGCAGAUUUUAUGUUGAUGGUUUUUAUAACUUAGUAUGUGGAUGUUUUUUAUAACUUAGUACGAUAGAUCUUGGUGUUAUUUUUAUUUUUUAUUUUUUAUUUUUAUUUAGCAUAAAGGAUGUGUGUAUUGUACGUAUAAUUGGG
Juglans regia (Persian walnut) is the source of this 4581-nucleotide messenger RNA. RefSeq names its product probable disease resistance protein At4g27220. The record is from RefSeq and is a predicted model, not a curated record. The transcript has 6 exons. Gene Ontology annotation, molecular function: ADP binding. Bases 266 to 4309 code for a protein of 1347 amino acids. Lineage: Eukaryota; Viridiplantae; Streptophyta; Magnoliopsida; Fagales; Juglandaceae.